AUGGAGUGUGUGUUAGUGUUGUGUGUGUGCAUGUUGAGCGUGCACGUCGGUGCCGACAGCGGAUUGGACAGGCGUGACCACGCCCACCUGGAGCAUCAGCCGGUUUCCAACGCUGACAUAGAUUCAGGUCUGUGUGAGCUGGAUCCGCCGCUCUGCCACGAUGAGACUUCGGUCCUGAGCUUCGAGGCGAUCCGCAGCAUCCACAGACUGAUGGACGAGGACGAGGACGGGAUGGUGGACACCACAGAGACGGAUGAGUUUCUCAGGGAGGACCUGAAGGAUCCCGACCCCAAAAUCAAACCUGGCAGCUUCCACCGGACCAACCUGCACAUCAGCCUGGAGGACUUGUGGACCACCUGGAAGAGUUCUGAAGUGUAUAACUGGACGGAGCAGCAAGUGGAGGAGUGGUUGUCCGGCAGCGUGGAGCUCCCUCAGUACGUGGACAGCUUCAGGACGCAGCAGGUGGAUGGCAGGUCUCUGCCCAGGCUGGCGGUGAAGAACACCACCCUGACCCUGGUCCUGCUGAAGGUUCUGGACCGGAGCCACGUUCAGAAGCUGCAGCUCAAAGCUCUCCACCUGGUUCUGUUCGGACCUCCACCAGGCCAGCAGAACCGGUGGAAAGACCUGGUUCUGGGCGGGUCCAUCCUGAUGGCGCUGACUGGAUGCUGGUUUGCCUAUGCUCAGAUCCGGAGGUCCAGAGACGACCUGGGGGGGCUGCUGAAGGACCUGGAGGGUCUGCAGAGGGCCGAACAAAGUCUACUGGACCUGCAGGACAGGCUGCAGCGGGCUCAGGAGGAGCAGCGCUGUGUUCAGGUGGAGAAGGUUCGGGUGGAGGAGGAGCUGAGAAACGAGAUCAGCUCGGCCAAACAGGAAGCUCAACGCCUGCGAGACCUGCGCAAGGGAGCCGAGAGCGGGCGGAACCGGCAGAAGUACGCCGAGCAGGAACUGGAACAGGUCCGAACGGCGCUGAAAAACGCGGAGAAAGAGAUGGAGUCGCAGGUUCACUGGGUACCGCCAGAGGCGCUGCAGAAGUGGCUGCAGCUGACCCAUGAAGUGGAAGUCCAGUACUACAACUGCAAGAAGCAGAAGGCAGAACAACAGCUGCUGCAAGCCAAGGAGGGGGCGGAGAAGAUCAAGAAGAAGAGGAGUUCUUUCCUGGGGACCUUCCAUGUGGCCCACAGCUCUUCUCUGGAUGACGUGGACCAGAAGAUCCUGUCGGCCAAACAGGCGCUGGCUGAGGUGACGACGGCUCUACGGGAGAAGCUCCACCGCUGGCAGCAGAUCGAGUCUUUGACGGGUUUCAGUUUGCUCAACAAUCCGGGUCUGGGAGCACUGGCAAACGCCUUGAACCUGGACCCGGCCAUCUUGGGCCUGCGACCCCCGGCCCCUCAGAACCUGCUGCUCUCUGAUGACCUGGACGACAUGGACGAAGACAUCCUGUCUCCGGGGACGCUGCAGUAUGCAGCCUGGCAGAUGGACCGGCGUGUGAGCGACCUGUGGCCGUUGAGCGGCAUCACGGACAGCCAGUCACCAUGGAAACAAUCAGUUCAGAGUCUGAUGCCCCUGCGACCAAGGAUGGGAGACCCCGGUCUGGCGUUCAGCUCCCAGAGGGACAUCAUGAACCGCUCAGAUUCUGACUCCACCCUCCCGCUCUCUCUCAGCGAAUCACAAGCUCUGAAUGCUUCCAAGUUGUAUCUAAAGGACUCCAGGCUCCACCCCUUGCAUGCUCAGAGCGCCACUCACAGUUGGGGAGGAGGAGGUCUGGAAAAGAGCUCAAGUCUCGUGGAGCUGAGAGGAAGCUCCGCCCUCUCCUGCUCUACACACUCCCUCUGCAUCACGUCCAACGCCGCCGACAGGUCCGCCAUAUUCUCGUCCUCCACCUCGUCCAGCUCUUUAGGGAGCGGCCAGGGGGGCGGAGCCCAGCUGGCGAGCAGGAAGAGCCUCUUGAAGGAGGAUGGAGGACAGCAGUCAGAAUCACCCAGCAGCCGGAGGAGGAAAGCUUUCCGUCAGAUGUUCAGGAAGAAGCAAGAACACUGCUGAAGGAAGAUGUUCACAUCUGUCCUCGUCUUCUGUCCCAGCGGAGGUGGUCUCGGGGAGCUGGACAGGAACCUUCUCAGAUGUUAUAAGAGACGGUCAGUGAAAGUUCUGUGUACGGAAGCAGCAGAUUGUGUUGCAGCUUCACUUCGUCAGUCUUCCAUCCUGAGCAGGCACCAGGACACAUUCUUCAUCAAGUCUUCAUCAUCGAGAUGUUCGCAACUUCUGCUUCAACUCAAACACGAACUGACACACGGCAGGAGGAAAAACAACUUCAGGUUGGACUGAAUUAUUCAUGAAGGAGUUUAAAGUCGACCGCACGCUGCUCAAAGUGCACGUUUAGAACAACAGCAACAAAACCAUCUUUAUUUUGUGGAAGUGUUGGGAGAAUAAAACCAAAGAGUUACAAAAUGUUUGAUUUCUUA
This is a messenger RNA of Nematolebias whitei (Rio pearlfish), 2459 nucleotides long. It is a transcript of the gene stim1b, whose product is annotated as stromal interaction molecule 1b. Gene Ontology annotation, molecular function: calcium channel regulator activity; calcium ion binding; protein binding. Gene Ontology annotation, biological process: store-operated calcium entry; intracellular calcium ion homeostasis; activation of store-operated calcium channel activity. Lineage: Eukaryota; Metazoa; Chordata; Actinopteri; Cyprinodontiformes; Rivulidae. Gene Ontology annotation, cellular component: plasma membrane; endoplasmic reticulum. Bases 1 to 2040 code for a protein of 679 amino acids. The record is from RefSeq and is a predicted model, not a curated record. The transcript is spliced from 14 exons.